CUCAAAUCAAAACGGCAGAAAUCACGGCUGGUUGAUAAGCAAUCAAUCAGUUAUCACUGAUUGUUUGUUGCAACUGUUGCUCCCACAGGUUCCGAAACAGGUGAAAACGUUAGUUCGACGCGAUAAUUUAACGAGCGAUGACGCUUUGUGGAACGGUCGUCGUAUGGAUGUUGAAGUGAUUUCGACUGCGUUCUGUCUAGUGUUGUUGCUGUUCGGGUGCGCGGUUGCGAACCCCGUUGGAUUUACUGAGGAUGACCCUAGAAACAUAACGGAAAGUCUAGUGGUCGAAGAACGUGGCAAUGGAUACGAUAAUUACUUACCGCUUGAACCAGGAGCACCGUACAAUAUUCACCUGAAUGUGUUAAAAAAUGACGUGCAAAAGGAUCCUGAUUGCAUGUUGGGCAAUGCUUACAACUACAUGCCCUGGCUGUUUCCGAAUGGAUCACUCACAAUUAAAAACGAAAGCGUUGCGUUGGAUUUAUCCAAUCUGAUGCUUGGAGAUCGCGGACUGGUUUCGUUGGUUGACAGCUUGCACGAACUGACUAAUUACAGUAACAUACGCUAUCUGGCACUUGGAUUUAACCAGCUUACGCUCCUCCCCGUCAGCACUUUGAAACUUUUCUCAAGCCUUGAGUAUCUAUCUCUAGUGGGGAAUCCACUGGCGGAUUUCACACUAAAACUUGAGACUCGUCCCAAACUACCCAGUCUUCCAGCGCUGGUCUCGCUGGACAUGCGCGACUGUCGGUUACGGAAUUUUCCGACGGAUUUUUUUAACGAUGUUCCCAAAUUGCAGUAUCUUUUUCUGGCGUACAACUACAUCUCGAAAUUACCUGAGCCACUGUUCAAUCGGUUAUCUAAACUGACUCAUCUAGAUUUGUCCCAUAUGAACAACACCGAUCGGGAGGAGGAAUUGCGUGCUGAGAACCCGUUCAUGAAGUUGAUCGCCGGCAUGGAUAUGGAUCCAAACGUUUUCGAGCCUCUGGUGAAGCUACGCUUCUUGGAUUUAUCAUACACCAAGUUAGAGCUGAAAGCAUUCAUAGCGUUGAGUUCGCUGGGGACACGUUUGGAAUACGCUAGCUAUUGUCUAAUGGAAUUACCGACGCUUCUCGAUCAUCUCUUUCUGAUGAGAAGCAUCAAGAUGUUGGAUCUGUCUGGAUACAUCGGAGGAGGUCGAACGCUCAACAAGGGCAGUUUGACUCUGUUGAGAGACAGCUUGGAAGUGCUGUAUUUCAGGGACAGUGAGAUUCAUCGGUUGGAUUGGUUGCAAGGAUUGCACAAACUCCGGGUGCUGAAUUUGAGAGGCAACCUGGUGACAUCACUGAUUGAGGCUCCGUUUAAUGAUUUACCAAACUUGGAAGUUCUAGAUAUGAACUUCAACUUCGUGCAGUCUUGGCCAAAUGAAAUGUUUUCGCAAAAUCUUAAAUUAAACUUUGUUAGUUUACGGUACAACAACCUAAUGGCGACCACUAGCGCUAUGCUGAGAGAUUUCGAGGAUCUCAAAUACUUGGCGAUUGGUGGAAACUCACUGAAGUGUAGCUGCAACUAUGUUUACCUCAUGCAGGUGGCAGCUGGAAACUCGUCUGUGCUGGUGCUAGAGAAAAAUGGUACCAUAGACAGUAAUUAUACUCUCCCGGUUGAGUUUUUAGUUACGCAUGUAAAUUUGCUUGACUUUAAAGAUGAGGACUAUCGAUGUAUGGAUUAUACAACUAGAGUUAAAGUCAACCCAUAUGAGUUAACGGUAUGCGCACAUGAAGAUGAAGAUAACUAUAUAAAUACCGGUGAGGAAGAGCAAGAGUAUUUAGAAGAUAUCAUCGAAGACUACCUCGUAAUCUACAUUGUCGUUAGUUUUUUGUUCGUGCUGCUUAUGGGAAUUACUUUUUUUAUUUACUGGUAUUGGUUUUAUAUAAAAUAUUUUUGUGUUAUGUUCAAGAACUCUGCAAUAUUGAGUUUUUUCAAUGACGAUCAGUUGUACUUGGACAAAAGUUCGCUGAUAGAGGAAUCAAUGUACAACUAUGACGUAUUUGUCAGUUAUAGUGAAAAUGAUCGUUUCUGGGUGCUCGAUAGAAUGUUGCCUAUGCUGGAGCAGGACAGUUUUGUAUCAGUAUGUUUACACGAAAGAGAUUUCGAGGUGGGGUACAGUAUCUUGGAAAAUAUCAUAUCCUGUAUGGAUCGAUCCCGAUGCCUGAUGUUGAUUGUUUCGGAGAGCUUUCUCCAAAGUCGAUGGUGUCAGUUUGAGAUGCACCUAGCCCAGCAUCGCUUACUGGAGACACGACGUGACGAGCUGAUAUUAGUGCUGCUAGAGGACAUCCCUAAGCGCAAGUGCCCGAAAACGCUUAGCUACUUGAUGAAAACGAAAACUUACAUCAAGUGGCCGCGAGAGCGAGCGCAAGAGCAAGAGCUUUUCUGGAAACGCUUGCGUAGAGCUUUGACGACAUCGAAGCGUUAGCCCAUGGAUGAAGUCGUUUAGAUGGGUAGCAAAGUAGUUGUAGUAGUUAAAGAUGAAAUAAUAUUUAAAAUAUGGCAUUUGAUAAAUAAAUUUUAAUAUGCGCGGUACAUUUUCAACGGAUCUCAUUUAUCUUUACAAUAUAUUACAAUAAAUUGUGACAAAGUGGCUCAUA
Wyeomyia smithii (pitcher-plant mosquito) is the source of this 2618-nucleotide messenger RNA. RefSeq names its product toll-like receptor 13 (gene Toll-9). Gene Ontology annotation, biological process: immune response; toll-like receptor signaling pathway; inflammatory response. The record is from RefSeq and is a predicted model, not a curated record. Gene Ontology annotation, molecular function: transmembrane signaling receptor activity; protein binding. NCBI's taxonomy places the organism in Eukaryota, Metazoa, Arthropoda, Insecta, Diptera, Culicidae. Gene Ontology annotation, cellular component: membrane. The coding region runs from base 164 to 2446 and encodes 760 amino acids. The transcript is spliced from 5 exons.